CUUUGGAUUCCUUGUAAGUAAGCUUAGUGAGCAGCGACGCGCUGACUCAAGUACUCAACCGAGAGAUUAGUAUCAAACGAGGCAAUUUGUGGUAGAUUCUGGUUGGCUAUAAAUGCAACGACAAAUGCUGAGAGCAGUCAAACAAUCAGCAACCGCAAUGUCUCCUGCAGCACGAGUAGCAACAACAACCAACCUCUUUUCCCCAAUCAAAGUCGGUAACAUGCUACUCAAUCAUCGAGUGGUAAUGGCACCUAUGACCAGACUUCGUACGACCAAAACCUCUGCUGUAUUGAAAGUCGUCAAGGAGUACUAUUCCCAACGCGCUAGUACACCUGGAACGUUCUUGAUAUCAGAGGGAACGGUGAUCUCACCACGAGCAACUGGGUUUCCUGGUGCUCCAGGCAUUUGGUCUGACGAGCAAAUUGCUGCGUGGAAAGAAGUAGUGGAUGCGGUACAUGCUAAAGGGAGUUAUAUAUAUCUCCAGAUUGCAGCAAUGGGACGGGCUGCACAACCAUCUGUUCUUCAGUCUUACGAUCCGACGUACGACGUCGUUAGUGCUGGAGACAUUCCUAUGACGGAGGGCGAGGUCCCACGACCAAUGACGGUAGAAGAGAUCCAAGCAUCUAUAAGAGACUUCGUACAGGCUGCUACCAAUGCUGUACAUAAGGCAGGAUUUGACGGAGUGGAAUUGCAUGGCGCAAACGGGUUCUUGAUUGAUCAAUUUAUCCAAGAUGUAUCGAACAACCGUACAGAUAAGUAUGGUGGGAGCAUAGAGAAUCGAGUAAGAUUUGCUCUGGAGGUUGUUUACGCGGUAGCGAAAGCGGUCGGAGACGAUAAGACUGCGAUUCGUUUGAGUCCAUGGAGUAAAGAACAAGAUAUGGGUAUGAAAGACCCCAUCCCGACAUUUACACACCUCAUUUCGCAGCUGAAAGAAAAACAGCCUAAUUUGGCGUACCUUCAUCUCAUCCAAUCGCGAGACCUCGACGAUCAGAAACAGUCCAAUGAGAUUUUCUUUGAUUUGUGGUCUCCUCAGCCAUUAGUCGUCGCUGACGGUAUCACGAGAGAGAAAGCUUUGAAAUUUGCGGAAAGAGAGGGUUUAUUGGUUGCCUUUGGGAGGCAGUUCAUUUCCAACCCAGAUCUCCCCUUAAGGUUGAAAGCAGAUAUUCCAUUGUCCGAGUAUGACAGGACUAGCUUCUAUGGAGGAGAUGAGAGUGGAAAGGGUUACAUUGAUUAUGCUUUUGCAUCAAAAUAGUGUUAUGUAAUGAUGC
Messenger RNA from Lentinula edodes (shiitake mushroom), 1268 nucleotides. RefSeq names its product NADH:flavin oxidoreductase/NADH oxidase. Lineage: Eukaryota; Fungi; Basidiomycota; Agaricomycetes; Agaricales; Omphalotaceae. The transcript has 4 exons. Gene Ontology annotation, molecular function: NADPH dehydrogenase activity; FMN binding. The coding region runs from base 113 to 1252 and encodes 379 amino acids. The record is from RefSeq and is a predicted model, not a curated record.